This is a messenger RNA of Chilo suppressalis (striped riceborer), 1352 nucleotides long. The record is from the annotation of a GenBank genome assembly. NCBI's taxonomy places the organism in Eukaryota, Metazoa, Arthropoda, Insecta, Lepidoptera, Crambidae.
GACUUUAUAGGUUUUGAACGCAGCCUAAUGGACCACAUUCUUUUCGGCUAAAUUUGUUUAUAAAUUGAAAUAAGUUUAAGUUUUUACUAUACGGGUGUGGGUACGUGGCUGGAAAUUUAAGUAAUUUCUAAUAAUGUAUUCUAUGAAGCCUAUAAUCUUUCAAAACUGUGAAAUAUCAUUACCAAAAUGCAUGUACCGCAUACGCGACUUAAACGAAUCUAAAACUCAACCGAUCGAAAACGAAAACGAUAUCAACAUUCGUGGCCAAGUUAUCAAGCUUAUUAAGGUUUAUGUUUGAUUCAUUACAGUGUUCAGUUUAAGCAUCUUUUAGUAGAUCCACAUAGUCCUACCAGUAGCCCUCUCUUAUUUAGCUAAUAAGAAAACAAUAUGAUAUUUUAGUGUACAACUACGAAAUAUUCUUUACACUGCUAGUACUAAGCCCUAGAGCCAGGGCAGCGUAUGAACGGAGUGUCAUUAUCAAGUCCCCAUGACUCAAUUCAUUCUGCCCAUUGCUCUGGCUCUAGUAAUACUUGCUCUGCUAUUUGGAGUGGCCACAGAUGUGCCAUCUGGAAAAAUGGCUGAACUUGAACAAAGGCAAGACCAACUUUUGAAAAAAUUAGAUAUCCUUUAUGACAGGAUUAAAAGUAUAAGUUCAAUUUGUACUCCAAAUCCAGUAAAGUGCAAAUCUAAAAUACAAUCUAUACCUGUACCAGAAGAAAUUGUGUUGAAAGUUAAUCCAGACAAUUUGCCAUGGUAUUUAUUUGUUUUCAUGAAAGAUUCUACCAUAAAAGUCAAUAUAUCAUGGCAUAUUCAUUCGUCAGUUACUAGUGAAAAAGUAAAAAAAAUACAAGCUUUUUUGAAAAAUAUUCAGAAUAAUAGCUUCAAAUCAAAAAUAAAUUUAAGAUUGAUAUUUAGCAGUGCGUCAAUGGAUUCUGAAUUGAAGUUAUCUUCAUUAUCAGUCCCAAUAGUGGGGAGUGUAAACAUAUUGAGGUAUUUAUCACUUAUAUAUCCAAAUACCCUUCCAUAUGACACCAACAAUCAUCUUAUGGAUGGACUCCUGGAUCUUUGUUACAUAUUAGAAAAAACCCCAGAAAAGAACAAAGAUGUUAUUAUUCAGAAAUUAUUAGUACAUUGUAAGGAUUGGAUUUACAACAAUGCAUUUUCAAUUGUUGAUGUGGCUUUGUACAAUGUUGUUAAACAACUAAGAAGCAAGCCAAAAUCUGUGCCAAGUAGCUGGUUUGAAAGGUGUCAAAAGAUUUGUUCUUAAAUUAUAAUACAGCAUGUGGAGUUUUCUUUUAUGUCUCUUUUGUAUGUAGACAAUGAGUUAAUUUCAGAAAUAUAACAGUUUUUUU